This is a messenger RNA of Laccaria bicolor S238N-H82, 468 nucleotides long. RefSeq lists its product as uncharacterized. Bases 1 to 468 code for a protein of 155 amino acids. The transcript has a single exon. The record is from RefSeq and is a predicted model, not a curated record. Lineage: Eukaryota; Fungi; Basidiomycota; Agaricomycetes; Agaricales; Hydnangiaceae.
AUGUGUGUUUGGUGCACUCAUAGCAUCUGUUAUGGGUUUCACUGCAUCCCAAAUGGUGAAGGUCGCAAUGAUGUAUUUUCUCCCAUCAUCACGCGCUGGGUGAAAGCACCAAAGCGAAUCAUUUACGACUUUGCCUGUGCCCUUGGGCCUUACUGCAUGACACGUGAACCCCUUUUUUUUGCAGAUACACUUUUCGCCGUUGAUGACUUCCAUGCAAAAGAUCACACGAAGUGUUCAUCAGCAGCCUUCCUCAGCUCAUACUGCAAUGUGGACCCUCGCUUGAAGAAGGUCAAUUCAAGUGCAGCAGAGUGUGGUAAUAGCGGCAUCAAGAGAAUACGCAAAUCGGUGAGGUAUAUGAGCCAAGAUCGUGCUAUAAUUUUUACGAAGGUAUUCCUUUCGAUCUGGAACAGACUGCGGAUCCAAGGGCUAGAGCAUGCAGCAGGCAAAAAUAUGGGAGGAAAAGUAUAA